Cooperia oncophora is the source of this 606-nucleotide messenger RNA. The record is from the annotation of a GenBank genome assembly. Lineage: Eukaryota; Metazoa; Nematoda; Chromadorea; Rhabditida; Trichostrongylidae.
AUGGUGUCUCUGGGCAGAGCAUGCGUUAUAACGAUCCAGUGCAAGGGAGCAGGCGAAUGUACAGAAGGAGUUUGUAACUGUCCUGCUGGAACGAUUCGAAAGGGCGAUCAUUGUGAGAAAAAACCUCGCAGUGUAAAGCCAGUGCUCCUUUCGGCUUCAUUUCGCCCAACAAUUGAUGGAUCAACAAACCCGAACGAGCCAAACUUGUCCACGACCUUGGACUCAAGUCUCUGCCCGUCACCAAGAUUACCGUAUCGCGCCAAUGACAUUCCCAUGCAGUGUACUUCAGGAAAAGUCUGCCCAAAAGGCUUCACCUGUACAUAUUCGCGAUCGGUGCAGAACUAUUUUUGCUGCUCAAACAUCAAUCAGUCGAAGGACGACAAGUCGAAGAACGUUUGCACCAUCGGAAGUCCACUUCUAUAUCCGGCCACAGGCCAGGCUAUCCAGUGCUCACGAUCUCGAAGAUGUCCCCCUGGUUACACAUGCAAACGCAAUUCAACCAGCGAGGUUUUAUAUUGUUGCACGGGCGAAACCCUGGUCAGGCAGACUAAUCGAGCAGGUAGAGUAUUUUUACUGGCUUCCCAGAGAGGACACCCGUCGGAUCAG